This is a messenger RNA of Ahaetulla prasina, 3059 nucleotides long. RefSeq names its product protein tyrosine phosphatase non-receptor type 12 (gene PTPN12). Gene Ontology annotation, molecular function: non-membrane spanning protein tyrosine phosphatase activity. Lineage: Eukaryota; Metazoa; Chordata; Lepidosauria; Squamata; Colubridae. Gene Ontology annotation, biological process: peptidyl-tyrosine dephosphorylation. The record is from RefSeq and is a predicted model, not a curated record. Gene Ontology annotation, cellular component: cytoplasm; nucleus. The transcript has 17 exons. Bases 105 to 2408 code for a protein of 767 amino acids.
GGGCUCGCUGAGGAGGGGCCGGAAGUCGGGGCGGCGGCGGGAGCGGCCGGGAAAGCCGGGCGGCGGGGCGGCUCCUCAGGCUGGGUCGCCGGGGCGUCGGAGGGAUGGAGCAGGAGGAGAUCCUGAGGCGCUUCAUCCAGCGCGUGAGGGCCAUGAAGGACGCCGAGCGACACGGCGAGGACAACUUCGCCGCCGACUUCAUGAGACUGAGGAGGUUGUCAACAAAAUAUAGAACAGAAAAGAUCUACCCUACCAUCACUGGUGAAAAAGAAGAAAAUGUGAAAAAGAACAGAUAUAAGGAUAUACUGCCAUUUGAUCACAGUAGAGUUAAACUGACGUUAAAAACUCCCACUCAAGAUUCGGACUACAUCAACGCAAAUUUUAUUAAGGGAGUACAUGGACCAAAAGCGUACGUUGCUACGCAGGGACCACUAGCAAACACCGUCAUUGAUUUCUGGAGGAUGAUAUGGGAGUACAAUGUGGCGAUUAUUGUAAUGGCCUGUCGGGAAUUUGAAAUGGGAAGGAAAAAAUGUGAACGUUACUGGCCGCUCUACGGAGAAGAAAGCAUUUCAUUUGGACCAUUCCACAUUUCUUGUGAAGCUGAGCAGGUCAGAACCGAUUACUAUAUUAGAACCCUGCUAAUCGAAUAUCAGAAUGAAUCGCGUCGAGUAUAUCAGUUUCAUUAUGUAAAUUGGCCUGACCAUGAUGUUCCUUCCUCCUUCGAUUCUAUUCUGGACAUGAUCAAUUUAAUGAGAGAAUAUCAAGAACACGAAGACGUUCCUAUUUGUAUACACUGCAGUGCAGGAUGCGGAAGGACCGGAGCCAUCUGUGCGAUAGAUUACACAUGGAAUUUGUUGAAAGCCGGGAAAAUUCCAGAGGAAUUCAACGUGUUUAAUUUAAUACAAGAAAUGAGGACUCAAAGGCAUUCUGCAGUGCAGACUAAGGAACAGUACGAGCUUGUUCAUCGAGCCAUAGCGCAGUUAUUCGAGAAACAGUUGCAAAAAUACGAGAGCUGCGCAGCGUGGAAAAUUGCGGAUGGAUUGAACGAAGUUAACGCCGAGAACGCCACCGUCAGUUCUGGAGACCCGGAGAAGCAGGAUUCCCCUCCCCCGAAGCCACCUCGAACUCGCAGCUGCCUUGUAGAGGGAGACGUGAAAGAAGAAAUUUUGCAGGCCCCAGAGCCCCAUCCGGUCCCGCCCAUUCUAACCCCAUCGCCUCCUUCGGCCUACCCGACCGUGACGACGGUGUGGCAAGACAGUGACAGAUACCACCCCAAGCCUGUGUUGCACAUGGUGUCCUCAGAGCACCCGACCGACCUCAACGAAAAUUACGGUAAAUCCAGGGAAUAUUCAGGGAAGCACGAAUUCCCGGACCCCGCCGACAAAAAGCUGGAACACAACUUGAGUUUCGAAAUUAAGAAAGUGCCCCUUCAGGAAGGACCACGCAGCUUCGACGGAAACCCUCUUCUGAGUCGGGGAAAUGCACUUAAAAUUAAAACGGGCCCGCCGGGCGCAGCAGAGAUGGCCUCGAAACCACAGGAGCGCGGCUCCGGCGAUGCCCCUACGGAGGCCGUCCAGAACCCUUGCAGCGAAUGCAAUCUGCAGCCGGUCACUCCAGUUGCAAUAUCUUUUCUGGAAGGACAUCAGGGCCUUACUACAGAUGUAGUAAGGCCAGACUGUUUGCCCCUUAAUAAAGAGAAGGGACAAGCCAUGUGGUCCUUAGAAGAGACUAAAAACGAGCGUUCCUUCUCCGAGGAGCCACCUUUACCUGUUUUAUGUCGCGAAGUUAAAAAUCUGUCCGUAGACUCGGGUGUGCCAGGUCAGAUGGACACCCCACCCGGGGAACCGGCAGGCCACUGCCACGGUGGCACGCUGCCGGUUAGGGCACCUCUGUGUUUUACCAAUCCCCUGCACUCGGAUGACUCUGACACGGAGGAAAAAAACUCUGAGGGGGACGUGGCACGUAGCCCGUCGAACAGCGUCUCCGUGGCAAGCGCCACGGUUUCCGCGGCGACUAAUACAGAAAACGUUUCUGCGAGAAAAGUGUUGCCCAUGUCCAUCGCGGGGCAGGAUAAUCCGGUCCCAAUGCAUUCCGAAUCUGAUAAAGUCACAGCUUUGCCAAAAAAUCCUGCUCUUCAACAGUCGGCCGAAUGGAAUUUGUUACAAGACCAGAACACCUCCGAACAACCAAAAUGUACAGGAAUGAAAAUCGCUGAGUCUUCACAACUUGAUAACUCAGAGCUGGGAGACAAAUCUCCAACGGAUACAAUACCUCAACCAUCUUCUACCAGUCUAACUCCUAAGGAACCGCCCUUACCAGAGAUUGCAGUUGAGACUACAGAUAUUGGGUUUGGUAGCCGCUGUGGAAAACCAAAAGGACCAAGAGAUCCUCCUUCAGAAUGGACAUGAUGCAAGAACCAAUGGACACAUAUUAAAUUAUACUGGAAAAUUCAAGUGCCACUGAACAAGAUCCGUAGUAUUCCAAUGCUUUAUUUUUUUGGAACAAUCGGUGUACAUAUAGCUACACAAUGGUACACUUUUGUAUACAUCUACACAAAUAUUAAAGAUUCAAAAUGGUGGAUUCUAUACUUCAAACUUAACUUUUUGCUGGGGCCAUCAAUCUGCCUUAUUACAUUUUAAAACAAGUAUUACUUAUGGUUUGUUACUUCAAGUAUUAUUGCCUUAAUGUCUUUUAAACCUGUUAAAACACUGUUUAUAGACAUGUUAAUAUGGUGAAACUUUUGACAAAUUGAGUUUAUGGACAACUUUUUUUGCAAAUGUUUGAUUACCAUUAUUUUGUGUAUGUAUAGGGCAAGCCAGGUAUAUAAUUUGAUAAAGCUGCAAUCAUAAAGUAUUAACAGAAGGUGUAAGAAAUCUCUGCAUGAACUAAAGUUGUGUACCUUGUAAAUUAUUUGCCCUAAUGUUUUAGAAAAUAGUUUUUUUUAAAGAAAAUGUUGGUGCACAUUCAGAAUUACAGAAUAGCAGAGACGAAGAUUGUAAUACAUUUUGUAAAUUGUAAGCAAAAGGUUAUUUUUAUAUUAUAUACUGUUUCAACUGUCA